Messenger RNA from Pseudogymnoascus verrucosus, 615 nucleotides. RefSeq lists its product as uncharacterized. Bases 1 to 402 code for a protein of 133 amino acids. The record is from RefSeq and is a predicted model, not a curated record. The transcript has a single exon. NCBI's taxonomy places the organism in Eukaryota, Fungi, Ascomycota, Leotiomycetes, Thelebolales, Thelebolaceae.
AUGUGCCCCAAUGGCAAAUGUGGCGACGUCGAGCAGAACAAGUCAAACGACUGUACGUCUUUGGAGACGGCGAGUUUGUGCACUAUGGUUGUGAGUAGUUUUGUACCAGCCGGUACAACAGGGUGGUCAACGACAACGAGAACACACUGUGAAAUCACAGAGGCGUGUACCGUGACAGAUAGUACUACCACCACAACUGUUACCACGAGCGUGUCAUAUCCCGAAGAGAUGGCAGCUUUCGUUGAUUCCAGUUUUCAACUUGCCGAUGAUGCUGCCUUGAAAGCCGCGUCGAGCUUAAUCGUCAGUUUACAGAACGAGUGGGAUGCGACGCGCUGGGGUUCUAUGACUGCUCUAAGUACCACCGACGACUCGCUCCGCAAUGCGUUACAAGCAGCCUGGUAAAUUGCAAGUGGAUCUAUCAAUAUGUCGAUGUAGCGGACUGUCCAACUACAACAUCAUUACUGCCUGCCAGCUGCACCAACAGCCCGCCAAAAACUUCAACCAAUCGUCCUCCAGCAACAACGACUUCCCCUCCACCUCCAACAACCACUACUCUAAAUUUGUGCUAUUUCGCGCAAUAUUAUUGUGGCUCUAUAGAAUGCGACUCCUUCGACC